This is a messenger RNA of Lactuca sativa (garden lettuce), 2010 nucleotides long. RefSeq lists its product as uncharacterized. Lineage: Eukaryota; Viridiplantae; Streptophyta; Magnoliopsida; Asterales; Asteraceae. The record is from RefSeq and is a predicted model, not a curated record. Gene Ontology annotation, molecular function: DNA binding.
GAAGAGAGAGAUUUCAGUUUGAAGAACUACAAUUUCGUGAAACAAAAUCUAAGUCGAAGAGAGAGAGAGAGAGAUAGAGAGAAAAAGAGAGAAUCACGAAGGUAGAGUGUUUAUCAAUCAUUUUCGAAGUUUAAGAGAGAGAAAGCUAUACUUUUAUCGCUCCUUUUGCUACAGUUUAUGAUUUGUGAAGAGAUUAGUACAUUUAUAUUUCUUGAUUACAAACAGUUAUAGAGUUGGUUGGUUUUUUUGUCUUUGUAACUUUUUAGGGUUUUUUUUUUUGUUCUGAAAAAUGGCGAGCACGGGUCCAAACGAUGACGUUGUUUCCAUGGAACUCCCCGCACCUUCGGGCUGGAAGAAAACGUUUUCACUAACAAAAGGAGGGACACCAAACAAGAAUGCAGUUGUGUUCACUUCACCAACAGGGGAAGAGAUCAAGAACACAAAGCAACUGAAACAGUACCUGAAAUCACACCCUGGUGGGCCCAAGAUUUCUGAGUUUGAUUGGAGAAGUGGUGAGACUCCAAGAAGGUCUUCAAGAAUCAGUGAGAAAGAAAAGUCAACUCCACCACCAGAUCCUGAACCGGUCAAUAAACGCCCCAGAAAGUCAACAUCUUCCAAGAAAGGCAAGAAAGAAGAAGGAGAACAAGAUGUUGAAAUGAAGGAUUCUGAAAAGGUUGAGAAAGAUGAUGGGAAAAUUGAAAUUCCAGAAAUGCCCAUGUCGGAUGAAGUGGCUGAGCCUGUAAAAGAUGUCGAUAUGAAGGGAGAAGAAGAUGAGAAACCAAAAGAAGAGGGCGAUGGGAAGUGUGAAAUACCAGAAAUGCCCCUGUCAGAGGAAGUGGCAGUUGAGACUGUAAAGGCGGUGGAUGAAGAAAUGUGUGAAAUACCAAAACUGCCCUUGGAGGAAGUAACUAAGACGGAAGAACAGGAGGAGUCGAAAGCUGCAGAAACCAAGAAUUUGGAAGGUGAGUCGGUCAAAGAGGUCAAUGAGGAAGUUUGUGAAAUACCAAAAUUGCCCUCGGAGGAAGUAAUCAAACCGGAUGAGUCUGUCCAAGAGGUCAAUGAGGAAGUUUGUGAAAUACCAAAAUUGCCCUCGGAGGAAGUAAUCAAACCGGAUGAGUCUGUCCAAGAGGUCAAUGAGGAAGUUUGUGAAAUACCAAAAUUGCCCUCGGAGGAAGUAAUCAAACCGCAUGAGUCGGUCAAAGAGGUCAAUGAGGAAAUUUCUGAAAUACCAAACUUGCCCUCGGAGGAAGUAAUCAAACCGGAUGAGUUGAAAGCUGCAGAAACCAAGAACGGGGAAACUGAGCCUGUAAAAGAGGUUGUGGAAGAAGUGUCUGAAAUACCCAAAUUGCCCUCGGAGGAAGUAACCAAACAAGAAGAUGUCAACGAGAGCAAAAACCCGGAAAUCCCCCUGGUGGACGAGCCUGCAAAAGAGGUCAAUGAAGAAGCACUUGAAAACCCCAAAACGCCCCCGCCGGAGAACGCAACCAAGCCCGCCAAUGAAGAACCAGAACCGGUGGUCAAAGAUGCUGUUCCGGCGACUAAAGUGGAAGCAGGCGGCGGUGGUGGUGCUGCAGCAGAGAAUGGUUGUCCGGUGGCGGAGGAGAAGCCUUCAUGGGAGGAGAUAAAGAUAGAGUGACCGGUGAUUGUGGUGGCGGCGGCGGCGGUGGUGGUGGUGCCGCCUGCUCUCUAAGUUAGUGUUGUUUGUUUAUCAUCUUUCUUUUGGUGAAAAUCUUAUUGCUGACAGAGACAUUUCUGUAAUCUGUAUUCUGUGAUAGGAUUUAUUAAUUAGGAGUCAUGAAAAACUUUAACUUUAGCAACAUCAAAGGGACACAAGUGAAGUGACAUUUGUUGGGGGUAAAUCCGUCAACAAAGUAGUCAUUUAGUAUGGUUUGUUGUGGCCUUUGUUGUGUGUCUAUAGGCUUAUAUUAUUCUAGGUUACAGAGGUCAUGUUAAUGCCUGUAUCAUCGUUAUGUAAUAGGCAAACUCUUUUAUGAGCUUUUAACUUUUGCA